Arabis nemorensis is the source of this 618-nucleotide messenger RNA. The record is from the annotation of a GenBank genome assembly. NCBI's taxonomy places the organism in Eukaryota, Viridiplantae, Streptophyta, Magnoliopsida, Brassicales, Brassicaceae.
AUGGCCUCUAUCUCGAAUUGGGUCCGAUACAUGGCUCACAAGCUGGAGUAUUCCCUCACUCUCAGCCUCAAGAAACAUACUAGAGAGAAACUCAGUGACAAGGAGCUCAUUGGUAUAGUCAUGAAGAAUCUAUUCUAUGGAAGGAUAACUUACUUACACUCGAAUAAAGGACAAGAGAUGGCCCCAACCAUGGGAACAAAUGAAAACACGCUACUUGUCCGUAAGCUACCAGUUGUUGAUACAAGGUAUGUUUUCGUUGGAGAUGCUGUUGUCUUGAAGGACCCGAAUGAAACUAAUAAGUAUCUAGUCAGAAGGUUAGCAGCUAUAGAAGGAUACGAAAUGGUAUCAAGUGAUGAGAAAGAAGAGCCUUUUGUUCUCGAAAAGCAUCAGUGCUGGGUCGUAGCUGAGAAUCAAGAGAUGAAAUCUAAGGAAGCAUAUGAUAGUCGAACGUUUGGUCCGGUUUCAAUGGCAGACAUAGUAGGAAGAGCUAUAUAUUGUCUGAGGACAGCCGUGGAUCAUGGUCCAGUAAGUAACAGUGAAUUUGCCAUGGAAGAGGAUUCUCCAAUCCUGGCGGUAGAACUUGACGUGGAUGAAUUGGCGAAAGACCACAAGGCGUAA